Ostrea edulis (European flat oyster) is the source of this 3193-nucleotide messenger RNA. RefSeq names its product general transcription factor IIF subunit 1-like. Gene Ontology annotation, molecular function: DNA binding; RNA polymerase II general transcription initiation factor activity; TFIIF-class transcription factor complex binding. Gene Ontology annotation, biological process: positive regulation of transcription elongation by RNA polymerase II; transcription initiation at RNA polymerase II promoter. Bases 37 to 1581 code for a protein of 514 amino acids. The transcript is spliced from 13 exons. NCBI's taxonomy places the organism in Eukaryota, Metazoa, Mollusca, Bivalvia, Ostreida, Ostreidae. Gene Ontology annotation, cellular component: nucleus; transcription factor TFIIF complex. The record is from RefSeq and is a predicted model, not a curated record.
UAAGUAAAGCUACUACUUCCGGUGUGUACGAGAAGAAUGGCCACAAACACCACACCAAGCCAGCCUGGAUCAUCCAGUAACACAACUCAAGAAUUUGUUGUGAGAGUGCCAAAAGAUCACAAAAAGAAAUAUAAAAUGAUGAAGUUUUCAACAGGAAAUGAUGUUGAUUUUGUGAAAUUAAGUCAGACACCAAUAAGGAUGGAGAGAGAAAAUAAUCUGAAGGAGUUUAAGUCAGCUUAUGACAUUGAUGUACACCCCAAAUUUGGAGCUGGUAGUGAGUAUGGACGGGAACAAAAAGACGAAGCCAGGCGCAAAAAGUAUGGAAUCAUGUCCAGAAAAUAUAAUCCAGAUGCCCAGCCAUGGAUUCUAAAAAUUGGGAAGAAUAAGGAGAUGAAAAAAAUGAAGGGUGUGAGAGAGGGAACAAUCACCGAGAACACAUCUUACUAUAUUUUUACCCAGUGUGCCGAUGGAGCAUUUGAAGCAUUCCCUGUAGAAGAGUGGUACACAUUCAGUCCAAUGAUCAAAUACAAAUACCUCAAUUCAGAGGAAGCUGAAGAAGAAUUUAGCAGACGAGACAAAACAAUGAAUCUGUUCUCAGUGAUGGUGAGAAAUCGUGUGAGGAAUGAGGAAGAAAUUGUAAAUCCAGAUGAAGAAGAUAAAGCAAAAACGAAGACCAAAGGAAAAAAGAAAAAGGAGAAAAAUGAAUUUUUAAUUACUGAGGAUGAGGACUGGACAAAUUUUUCUGAUGAUGGAAAUGAGGAUGAGGAUGAUGGGGAGGGGCCAGAUGAGGAAGAUGAAGAUUCUAAACCUAAGAAGAAGGGUAAGAAAAAUCUAAAGAACAAGAGAACUGCCAAACACAAUUCUGAUGAUGAGGCUGUUGAGGAGAGUGAUGAGGGUGACUUUGAUGACAAAGAAGUGGACUAUAUCACGGACUCCAGCAGUGAUGAUGAUAUGGAGGACAGGGAGAAGAAAAACACGUAUGAAGAAAAAGGAGUGGAUGAAGAACGAGGGUUGAGGAAGCUAAUUGAUUCUGAGGAGGAAGAAAGUGAGGAGGAGGAAGACAAGAAAUCGGACAAAGCUGAGGAGGAAGAGGAUGAGGACAAGACCAAGAAAGAAAAGAAGAAAGAUGGCUCAGAGAGCAGCAGUAGUUCCAGUUCAGACAGUGAUUCUGAUAUAGAGAAGGAAGAAAAUCUGGCCUCAGUUAUAUUCAUGCAGAAAAAUAAAAAAGAAAGGAGUUCACCUGUACCCCGAUCUGUCACACCCAGUUCAGGAGAGGGAGAGGAUAAGAAAGCCCAGAAAAGAAAGUUAGAGUCUGAAGAUGUUGCCUCAAAGAAGUCCAGAACAGAGAGCCCAGGGGCCAGUGGCAAGACACCAAGUGCUGGAAUUACAGAGGAAGCGAUACGUCGGUACUUGAUGAGAAAACCAAUGACUGCAAAAGAACUCCUAAAAAAAUUCAAGUCCAAAAAGGUUAACAUGAGCAAAGAGGAAAUGACAAGUACUCUGACAAAAUACCUCAAAAAGAUCCAGCCAGACAAGAAGAUUAUCAACAAGAAGAUGUAUUUUUCUCUCAAAAAAGAUUGAUGUUCGAGAAUUCAGGUUGAGGAAAAAGUUAUUUACACAACCUAAGGAUGAGCAAGAAGUGCUGUGAUGCUCCCUCUGACAAGUGCAGAGGUUCUGCAUAAUUUACGAUCUGUUCCAAGAGUUGCAUUCUGAAAACUGGAAGUGAAAAAAAAUGCCCCCAGUCUUUCAUAUAGAGUGACAGACAUGCUCGUUGAUUAGCAUCAUGUGUGUUAUCACUGUACAUGUGAAUAUUUUGUAUCGGAUGUAUUUUAUGUCUUUUGAUUGUGAAUUUUAAUUUGUAACUAUAAAGCAGAUGAAUGAAUUUGAGAAUAUGCCAUUAUCAGAGUCUGAUAGACCUCAGAGAAACAAUAUUUUGCUGGGUGAAGAGACAAAAGCUUUCCAUCAUGGAUGAACUGAGUAAAGCAAUUUACUGUUAUCGGACCUUGUGUUGCUGUUUAUAAAGCAAUUUACUGUUAUCAGACCUUGUGUUGCUGUGAGUAAAGCAAUUUACUGUUAUCAGACCUUGUGUUGCUGUGGUUUCAUCAAUUUUCAUGAUGAUAAAAUUUUGUGGAUUUGGUCAAGAAAGACUGUUUUGUUGAUUAUUAGUUUUUGGUAUUUAAAGCAAAAACUACUUUGUUGAUCUCUUGAUUUUGUGGCCUAGCACAACGAACAUGUGUUCAACAACAAAUUGUGAAACCACGAUACAGGUGACUCUCAAUUACUCAAAAGUUCAUGGGAAUGCCAAAAAACUUUCAGAGAUCAAAAGUUUGAGCUUUUAAAAGUUGACCAAAUCUGGAAAUCAGCUAUCCAAAUGAUAUAUUUUAAAUCCUAUAUUAUACUAACAUAUUGCUUUUGUUACCACUCAAUUCUUGUGAAAGAAGUUUAUGAGCAAAACCUGUCAUACAGACAUUGUGACAAAAUCUGAUUUGAUUGAUUGGUAUUUUAUGAUAGCUGAAAUUUACACUUAUAUAUCACCUACAAUGAUCAGGUAGAAGUGUCACAUGUAUAGAAACACCCAAUUAACUGUAUACACUGUCGGUGCAAGCCAUUUCAAUUUUACCCGCUUGAUGGACAAUUUGUAGACACACUGGAUGCUUUGACUUUUCAAGAGUGAAAUAUAAUGAAAUAAGUUUAACAGGAUCCAAAAUUACUUCAAGAGAUGAAGAACAUUGAGAGAUUGAAAAUUCGAGGGAUCAAGAGUAAAUUAGCUUACUUAUAUCAUGUAUACAGAGGGAAAAAAAGAACCAUGACUUCACUUCAAAAGAUGGAGAACUUCAAAGUUCAAGCCAUCGAAAGUCACUCGCAUUUGUUUCAACUCUGUACAGUAAAAGACACCUAUAGUAAAGUGCUGGGGAUGAACAAUUUUGAUUCAUCAUAAACAUAAUUCGUUAUAUCCAAUAAGUUCUUUAUAUGUUUUAAAACUAGAAGGAAUGAAAAUGACUUUGUAGUAACACUGUAGAUUGUAGUAGAUCCUGUUUAAUAGUGUCAUCAUUAGUGUGACUGUUGUUACUGUUUGACUGCAUUAUCAAAGUAUCGGUCAUUGUACGAUUACAUUUGGAAACAAAGUGGUUGAAUUAAUUUGCCAUUACUUUACAUGUACAUGUAUUGACAAAUAAAUUUUUCAUGACAUAAA